This is a messenger RNA of Acanthosepion pharaonis, 1116 nucleotides long. Lineage: Eukaryota; Metazoa; Mollusca; Cephalopoda; Sepiida; Sepiidae. The record is from the annotation of a GenBank genome assembly.
AUGAGUCUCGUGAUUAGUUUACAUGCUGUUUCGCUUGGCUACUUCAAUAUGCUAGCUUUCUCUUCUUUCCUUGUUUUGGUUUUCUUUUGCUUCUUUCCAUUUUAUGUUUUCUUUUUAAAUAUCCUCUUUUUUUUUCUUUAUCUUUUGUUUUCUUUCCUUUUUCUUCCUUCUUUUCCUUCUUUCUUCUUUCUUCUUAAAUAUUUACUUUCACUUAAAUAUACACUUUUCUUUCCUUUUUUUUUCUCUCUAUUUUUUAUUUCCUUUUUCUCUUCUCUUUUCUUAAAUAUUCACCUUUUGUUUGUCUUUUUCUUUCAUUACUUUCAGCUGCUUUUUCAAGUUUUCAUUUUUCAUCUUCCAUACUCUUCUUCUUCAUUCUUCUUCUCCUCCUCCUACUCUUCUUCUUUUUCAUCUUCUUAUUCUCUUUCUGCUCUUUCUUUCUUUCUUUCUUUUCUUCUUCUUCUUCUUUUCCUCCUCCUUCUUCUUCUCCUCCUCCUUCUUCUUCUUCUCCUCCUCCUACUCUUCUUCUUCUUCUUUUUCAUCUUCUUAUUCUCUUUCUGCUCUUUCUUUCUUUCUUUUCUUCUUCUUCUUCUUUUCCUCCUCCUUCUUCUUCUCCUCCUCCUCCUCCUUCUUCUUCUUCUUCUUCUUACCUCUGACAUGUUCCGCCGUAAUUUCUUCCUUCGAUUCCUGAUUUUUUUCAUCUUCUUCUUCUCUUUCUUUCUUUCUUUCUUUCUUUCUUUCUUUCUUUCUUUCUUUCUUUCUUUCUUCUCCUCCUUCUCAUUCUUCUUCUUCUUCUUCUUCUUCUUCUUCUUCCCUCUGACAUAUUGUUUUUCUUCACUCAUUCUUUCUUCCUUAUUUUUCUUCUUUUCUUUUCCCUUUUUAUUCCCCCUCAUUGUUAAUUCUACCCCUUUGUUGUCUUCCUCUCCGCUCGUCUACUCCUUAUUCAGCUUUUGCCUUCUCCAUCGAGUCAUUCUCUCUCCUCCUAUUCAUCUUAUCUUUUCGUUUUCCUUCUGUGAUUCUCGUCGUCGAGGUUUCCUCAAAACUCUCCCCCUCCACUCUUCAUUCUCGAGACUGUUUUUGUCUCCCCUUCCCGAUGCUGACGUUGGGCAGUUAUUUUAG